This is a messenger RNA of Ceratosolen solmsi marchali, 2274 nucleotides long. RefSeq names its product F-box only protein 21. The transcript is spliced from 9 exons. Lineage: Eukaryota; Metazoa; Arthropoda; Insecta; Hymenoptera; Agaonidae. Gene Ontology annotation, molecular function: DNA binding; protein binding. Bases 385 to 2235 code for a protein of 616 amino acids. The record is from RefSeq and is a predicted model, not a curated record.
UAAAGUACCCACUCGUAUACAAAGGCAGUUACUUCGCCAUUACUAAGCGUACAUUAGAUACUGCAGUAAUUCUUACUUUGACUGUUAUAUUUUUUUAAUGCGUUACAAAAACAAGGCGUAUCAGCACUGUAUAUGUUUAUACAAACAACUAUAUAUGAAGUAUGAAAUACCUCAUAGAGUCAUGUCAUUGUCUAUUAUCGAAGUGCAAGUUCAGAUUGUAGAGGCGCAUCAGUGAGUUUAUUGCAAGUGUAUGUGAUAUGAACAAUUUUUUUAAUACUUAGGCUUCGAUUCUACGUCACGUACACUCUAUUUCUUAAUCGUUAGGAAUAUUGUGUCCAGUUGUUACCAAAAAGUAGUAAACAGAAAGCAGUUAGAGAAGUUGAGAUGGCCGAAGACGUACUAAUAACAUUUUUGCCCAACGAGGUUAUUGAACUCAUUUUGGAAAAUGAAAGUUUAUCUAUUAAAGAUGCUAUUAAUUUUGCUCUUACAUGCAAGGAUUUACACAGAAUUGUACUUGCCAGCAAUAAACUGUGGAGAGCAAAAUUUUUCCAAAGGUGGCAUCUUUUAAAAGAAGUUUAUAUAGAAUAUGAAAAAGAUUGUAAAAUAAAUAAUUGGUUAAAUGAAAUUCAACAUAGUAUUAGUAGCAGAAAAGCAUUGAUGCAUCAGCUAUCUCUGAUGCCUGUAAAAUAUUAUAAAAAACAAGAACUUUCACAUUCAGAGUUUAAAGACUUUGAUCCCUUAUUCCGUCCAGAAAAAGGAGCUUAUCCUUUAGCUUAUCACUUUUUAGUGGAUGAAUUAAUAAAUAUAAUUGAAUGUCCUACAAUACGAUGUAAUCUAACGAAUAAAUAUUAUGCGUAUAAAGUGAUACGAUACAUUAAACAAAAUUAUUUAAUGGAUGAAUGGCACAAAUUUAUUAAACUACCUGCGCAAAAGCAACUUUUGGAGCUAGGAGCUACGCUUGUAGCUCAAUGGAGUCAACCAGAAAUACAUGUUUCUUACAGCUAUAUAAGUGGCAUGUUAGAUAGCAUAGUUGAUUAUGCUAAAAGAGUACUCAAAGAGCAAUAUCCUUCACACCCGCUAUUCACAACAUCACCAGAACAGCUUAUUUAUUGGAAAGAGAACAACAUUGAUGAUAAUCAAUGGUCAACUGUGGAAACAAAACAAGUUAUGGCAGCAUUAUGCGAAGUUAUGUUUAAUAGAUUAGGUUUUCAUGGAAAUAACGAAAUGUAUUAUAAUUCUGAAAAUUCUCUUAUUAAUAGAGUUCUUGAACAGAAACAUGGUAUAUCCAUUACUUUAGCAAUUGUUUUUGAAAGUAUUUGUCGAAGGAUGGGUGUAAAAUGUGAACCAAUCACUUUUCCAUCUCAUUUUUUACUACAAUGGAAAGAAAAAUAUACAAAUCUUUCUAAUCCUGAUGAAGUUGAAAAUUUUUAUAUCGACGUAUUCAAUGGUGGUCAAUUUCUAACUCGACGAAAUUGUCCUCGAUUGGGUGAUGUGUCAAAGUGUCCAAUAGAACGAUAUGAUAGACAAAAUGCAUCAACAGCUAUAAAUGUUGUAGGAAGAAUAGUGAGCAAUUUAGAGGUUGCAGCGAGGCAACGUACACAAUUGAAUGGAAGAGCAGCCCGUUUACGGUCUGCUCUUGAAUUAUUGCACAUGGUACAUCCACACGAUACAGUAGUCAUUUUACAUUUAGCACGGUUCUAUAUGUUAUAUCGAAUGGAUUUAUCAAAAUUAGUUACUGUUCUCACUUGUAUACAAAAAGAAUCAGAACUUACAUCUAGAGGACCAGCAAAUCACAUUCUUCACAUGCUUCAGGGUUAUCAAAUGGUUUCUGUAACUGAAGAAAUUAUAGAAGUGAAAAAGCGGACGCCCGAAGUCAAAUAUGCAAUAGGGAUGAUAAUGAAACAUCAUAGGCAUAAUUACAUGUGUGUUAUAACUGGAUGGGAUUUAAAAUGUGAAGUUUCACCCGAAUGGAUAAUAGAAUUUCUGGGUGUCGAAGAAUUAAAUAGUGGCUCUAAUCAGCCUUUUUAUAGUGUGUUUGCCGAUGAUGGUUCUUCUCAGUAUGUAGCACAAGAAAAUUUAGUAAUGACUACAAAUCCUGGUUGGGUUGAUCAUUUUGAAACGGGAAGAUACUUUGUGGAGUUCCAUGGAACUCACUAUCUGCCUAAUAACGAAAAAGCAAGAGAAUAUCCAGAAGAUGAUAAAGUUCGACAAAAACUACUUUCAAAAUAUUUGUAAAAUUUCCUUACAAUUUUGUACAUUUUAAAUUUUGUUCAA